Messenger RNA from Paraphaeosphaeria sporulosa, 1903 nucleotides. RefSeq names its product MFS general substrate transporter. Gene Ontology annotation, molecular function: transmembrane transporter activity. The transcript is spliced from 5 exons. The record is from RefSeq and is a predicted model, not a curated record. Bases 361 to 1854 code for a protein of 497 amino acids. Lineage: Eukaryota; Fungi; Ascomycota; Dothideomycetes; Pleosporales; Didymosphaeriaceae. Gene Ontology annotation, biological process: transmembrane transport.
CAGGUACCGCUAGAGACUAAAAUUUACUGAUCCUCGCUUCCGACUCGCUGUCUAAUCUUAUCAGAUGAAAAUUCUCGCUGUGUGCACGGGUGCGUUAUCCCCUAAAGACGUCGUGUCCCGCUCACUAAGCACGCGCUUGAUCUUAUCAGAUGAGAUUCUCCGUGCGGCCGGAAGGGCCGAACUAGGCUUCUUUAAGAGGAUAUUCGAGAGUUCUUCCAGAGGAAUGAAUAAAAUCUCGCUGGACCCGCCAGGCUGGUGUGGAAACUGAUUUCUACGUUGACUUGAUACACCAAUUGUCGAGAGUAUACCGUGUGCCAUCUGGAAGUCUUCCCUGAUUGUUAUUGUCUGCAGCUUGAAACCAUGGCGACAAUACCUGAAAGCGAUGCCAGCUCCAAUACCGGUACCCUCACACCUGCGCCUCUGCAGUGGAAGAUCAUGGCCAUCCUCCUGAUUACCGCAAUCGGGUUCGGCUCGAACUGGAGCUCAGGCAUCACGGGCGCGAUGAAGAGUACAAUUAAGAAGGAAAUGAAAGUUAACAACACGCAAUUCGCGCUGCUGGAGGCGAGCGAGGAUUUCAUGGUCACCGCAUUGAUGCUGGUCAGCGGACUUGUGACUGAUCGCAUUGGCGGCGCCGGUGCCAUGCUCUACGGCAACGCGAUUUACUCCAUCGGAUCUAUUCUCGUGGCGGGCGCCGCGCAGACGCGCUCAUACAAGUUCAUGAUUGCGGGGCGUGUGUUGCGCGCGCUGGGCGAUAUCGCGACCCAGGUUGCGCAGUACAAGGUGUUCUCGUCCUGGUUUGCUCCAGGAAACGGCUUCGCUUCGACACUGGGGUUUGAGCUGGGUGUGGGCAAAAUUGGGGCGUUCGCGGGGAAAGCAUCAGCGAACAUCAUUGCGAAGCGGACGGGCGACUUUGCGUGGGUGUUCUGGGUCGCCGUGUUCAUGAACUUGUUCACCAAUGUUAUGACGGGGGUAUUCUACUGGUUUACGAAGGUGGCGAACAGGAAGUUUCAUGGAGUAACUGAUCCAGCAACGGGAGAGGUCUUGAAGGAGAAGUCAAAAAAGUUUGAGUUAAAGAAGGCCCUGAACAUGCCGUGGACCUUUUGGUGUAUCAUGGCAUUCUCACUGUUCGAGACGAGCACAGCGUUAGUGUUCUUGCAGAAUGCGACAGAGCUGGCGGAGCAGCGCUUUGAAACGGAUUCAAUUCUUGCGGGUUGGUACUCUGCUACAGCUCAGUAUGCUGGUUUCUUUUUCGUGCCACUCAUUGGAGUCUUUCUAGAUGUAUUUGGACAUCGGAUCUCUGCAUUGGUUUUCUGCGGCAUCGGCGUCUUUACUUCUAUGCUCCUCGUCUGCUUCGCUAAAACAACGAAAGGUACUGCGGCAAGCUUCGGGCUCUUCGCGUUUGCCAAUUGCUUCGGACCAACGACCAUCAUCGAUAGCAUCCGCACAUCUAUGUGGCAUCCCUCUGUCUUCGGUUCUGCAUAUGCUCUGAAGAUCACUAUGAACAACGCGAUGAAUAUUAUCGUUCGGGUCAUUACCGGCGUCAUCCAGGAUCGCGACAACAAUUCUUACGACCGUGUCACCAUCGUUUAUGUCGUUCUCGCUGGGGUAUCUGUCGCGGUCUCAUUGGGAUUGUCUGUCGCCUCGUGGAAAUUCGUCGACCUUAGGCAGCUGCAGUGGUCGCGCAAGCUGCGCAUUGCCCGAGGAGAUGUGCUCCAUGAGAGAAGACGAAGGUUUGAAGCGGGAGAGGGAAAGAGCAGGCCAAUAUCGAAGGCAUGUUUGGUGGCUCUGGUGGUAUUUGUGCUGGGUGGAUGGUCCGCGUAUUUCUGGGGAGUUGCAACCGGGAGGAACGAGUAGCUAUUACUAUACGCCCCUUUACACAGCUACGCAUCCUGGACCGUUUGAA